Messenger RNA from Pectinophora gossypiella (pink bollworm), 2324 nucleotides. It is a transcript of the gene EndoG, whose product is annotated as endonuclease G, mitochondrial. Bases 164 to 1093 code for a protein of 309 amino acids. The record is from RefSeq and is a predicted model, not a curated record. The transcript is spliced from 6 exons. Gene Ontology annotation, biological process: apoptotic DNA fragmentation. NCBI's taxonomy places the organism in Eukaryota, Metazoa, Arthropoda, Insecta, Lepidoptera, Gelechiidae. Gene Ontology annotation, cellular component: nucleus; mitochondrial inner membrane. Gene Ontology annotation, molecular function: nucleic acid binding; metal ion binding; RNA endonuclease activity.
CUGUUUUCUGUCAAAAAUUUGAAAUUCGUUGCCUAACCUUAAAUUCUAACCUAUAAAAUCUUAUUACACAUAAAAUAUAACAUUAUCUGAGAGAAAUCAAUUUAAAAGUAACUGUGAGGCCGCUUUAUAUUUAUUGUUUUCUUUAUUUGAUGUAAAAUUAGCAAUGAUUCGGAAGAGAUUGGUGAAUUUAGCGCAGUUAAGUGCUGUAGGAGCGACGGGAUACUACAUAGGGCAGUAUACACAAAAGCCACAGGAAAUAAAUGAAAACAGGCUAGUGGUAGAUGGUAAAAUUAUAAAGAGCCUUCCUGGACUGCCGAUCUUUGGAACUGUAUCCGCUGCAACCCCUUUUACUGAAGGUGGAAACUCUAAGGAUAGAAUAUCACAAAUUAUGAAAUAUGGUUUUCCUAGUUUAGACAAUGUUCGUUCUUAUGAAGACUUUGUGUUAUCCUAUGACCGGCGGAAUAGAGUACCUAACUGGGUAUUUGAACAUUUAACUAAGGACCAUGUGGCUAAGAAUGACCAGGUAGAUAGAAGCAAAUGUGACUUUAAACCAGAUGAGAGUAUACAUCCGUUCUUCAGAUCUCAAAACAGUGACUACAAGGGGUCAGGGUUUGACCGAGGCCACAUGGCGGCGGCUGGUAACCACAGGCUCGCGCAGAAGCAUGUUGAACAGACAUUCUAUCUCACAAACAUGGCUCCUCAGGUAGGCGAAGGAUUCAACAGACAUGCCUGGAACAAACUAGAGAAGCACGUGCGGAAGCUGACCAGGGUCUACGACAAUGUAUACUGCUGUACAGGGCCACUUUACUUACCUAGGAAAGAAGUGGACGGCAAGUCUUACGUGAGGUACCAAGUGAUAGGCGCUAAUACAGUGGCGGUGCCGACGCACUUCUACAAGGUCGUGGUGGGGGAGACAGCGGACGGCACGCUCGACAUGGAGGCCUACGUCAUGCCGAACCAGAAGAUUCCUGACGAGACGCCCGUCACUUCCUUUAUGGUACCUCCAGAGACGAUAGAAAGAGCAGCAGGGCUACUCUUCUUCGAUAAACUACAACGGAAUAAACUGACAAGAAUUAAUGGCCGAAAAGUGUAAUAUCUAAUUUACUAAGGGCUGAUUUUACAAUAAAUAAAUUAUUUGUCAAUGGAAUAGCAAAAUUUUGUAAAAAAAAAUUAAAUUUGGAACAACAGGAAAAAAAUCAAAUAUGGAACACUUGAUUCCACGAAUUGGGUAGUUCCGUCAAAAGUAAAUAAAAUAAAGACAGAUCUAAAACCCCAGUCUAAAACUGCUGAAAAAAAAAACUUUUCUCUAUUUAAUUUUAUGAAUUUUAACCAGUGCACUGUGCUUUUUCACAAAAAAUCCAUAGUAAUUUCGUUUAGUAAAACGGAACUGCGGGCUUAGGACCGUACGCGCGCGACUCUUUCUCGCCUCGACGUACAUCACCCGUCACUCUCUCACAGUACUGCACAGAAAGAGACAGACGAUCGCUGUCGCGGCGAGAGUCGUGUGCUUACGGUGGUAAGUGGAUUUUACUACUUGGAAACUAGCUUUUUUCUAUCUGAUUAUUGGAAAAUCGGCCCUUAGAUUUAUAGUGCAAUUAGAAUAAUUAUUGAAAUCUUUAUGAGAAUUUGUAAAUAGACUUAAAUUAAUAGAUCUUUUUUACCUGUGAUUUUAUUAGCUCCCCCAUCGGACUUUGGGUUUCCUUCGAUUCAACUACUUUCUGUCCCGUACUACCUCUGGCCACUUCAAUACAAGAUCGGUUAGUCCUGCUGUACCUUUCUGUUAAGUUUAAGGAAAUGUGCAACUAUUUACGAACUAAAUAAAGUAGUGAUGUGCCGGAUCGUUAAAAAUGUAUAUCCGCGGAUACGGAACUGAAUACGGAUAUUUAGUGUAAAAAUCCGCGGAUACGGAUCUUUAUUUUCUUAUUCGAUAUUAUUCGAUUGGUGUCGGCGCCCGCGACCUUGAAACGAUAGUUGACGUCUUCGCUCGCCGCAACGUCAGGCAGGAUACGUUUUAACUUGCAUUGCGCGGAUAGUACUUUUGUUUUGGUUAUGGUAAAACAAUCUGAAUGGAAUUUUAUAGUUUUUUAUUUAAUAAUUCUACUUAAUCACCUGAAAAAGAUCCGCGUGAAAAGUAACGGACACGGAUACGAAUUUUUCUUUUAUCUCGGAUAUCCGCGGAUACGGAUAUUCGGAACAUCACUAAAAUAAUGUAAUGUAUGAGACCAAGAAAUGUAAUGAGGGACUUUCUAGGCUACGUUCCUCAAAAACAAUAUAGAUGGCGCUGUACAGAUUUUCUAUCCAUACAAAUAUAUACUUUAUUGUUA